Molecule: messenger RNA, 1896 nt
Organism: Penicillium griseofulvum
Lineage: Eukaryota; Fungi; Ascomycota; Eurotiomycetes; Eurotiales; Aspergillaceae
Product: putative protein kinase
Exons: 2
Coding region: 1-1896 (631 amino acids)
Biological process (GO): protein phosphorylation; intracellular signal transduction
Cellular component (GO): cytoplasm
Molecular function (GO): protein serine/threonine kinase activity; ATP binding
Source: RefSeq, a predicted model, not a curated record
AUGUUUCAAGAUGCAAGCAACAAUGAAAGUACAAAGAAAGAGGAGAAUGACGGGACUCUUUCGGUAGACGGCCUACCUUCCAUACUUAAUCCUGAAUCGCCACUGCCGUCUCUCCAGAUUCGCACCGACCUACCUAGUAUUCGACCAUCCAGUUCGCGAGACUCCGAUCCUUAUGCUUCGUCUAGUUUGUCUGGAAGUUAUCCACGUCGUACCCCGAGUCUUCGUGCCCUCUUCGCACCACCGAUACACAGUGCGGGUUCCUUGUCGCCGGCAUCCUUCAUGUCCUCGCCCCAAUUGAAUGCGAUGGGUGACAUAACUCCAUUGCCGUCGCCAAUUGGAGGCGCCUCGCCGUGGCGGAGGGCUGAUGUUCCGUCAUUAUCUCGUUCCUCAUCGAUCGCAUCGCGCAACGGUUCCAGUCUUCGCUCGAGCGAUUCGUCACAGAUGCUUGGGCCACCUGCCACACCCCGUUCGCGCGCCAAACCAUACACCGGCAUCGAUGGCCAGGGGGAAGGGUCAUCCGUGAACAAUCGGAAUCGUCACGACUCGCCCUCGAAGUAUUCUCAUUCCCGGAACCGCAGUCUGAGUGACUAUGCGCCACCCGGCCGGGUUUCUGUUCCUCCCCGUCCGAUUGCAGUGUCAGGGAACACCGGGCUUGGCAUUGCCUCCUCGUCGAGUAUAGACUCGAAGUCUAAUGGACUUCAUCGCGAACAAUAUCUCGCUGUCCACCGAGGUAUCACGUUGCCGACUGUUCGUCCCCCUAGCCCGCCUCGUAGCAGCGGCGGUGGAUAUAGUGACAAUGAACCUGUCAUCUGUCACCCUGCCCCUCUCUCCACACCCCAGGAGAUAUAUUCUGUCCGGUCCGUCCGCACAGAGCAGGCACGUAUUUACCAGAAAGUCCGGAUAUUGGGCCAGGGCACGUUCAGUCAGGUCAGUCUGGCAGCACGCGUGGAACCUAUCCCCGACAUGCCUUUGUCGCCGGAUGGUGAUGGAGCCAGCUCUUUCCACGGGUUUGUCAACAACCAAAAGCUAGUCGCUGUCAAAAUCAUCGAACAUGGACCUGCUGGAGGGGCCGAUGAGGGCCGACUGGAGGUGUCACUCAAGCGCGAAGUAGAAAUCUUGAAGUCGGUCAAUCAUCCGUCACUCGUCCAGCUAAAAGCAUUCGGCAGUGAUGAAAAGCGUGCUUUGUUAGUUUUGGACUAUUGCCCUGGUGGAGAUUUGUUUGAGUAUGCCACAUCAGGAGCUCCUCGCAUGUCAUCGGAGUUGAUCCGACGCAUUUUUGCCGAAUUGGUUGAUGCUGUGCGUUAUCUGCAUGCUCAUUACAUCGUUCACCGGGAUAUCAAGUUAGAAAAUGUUCUGCUUACCAUGCCUGCUCAUGUUAUGGAUGACGUGCAAGAUUGGCGUACCUACGACCGUGCCGUGGUCACCCUCAGUGAUCUCGGUCUGUCACGACGUAUCCCCGAACCUCCUGAGAGCCCUCUCCUGCAGACCCGGUGUGGUAGCGAAGACUACGCAGCCCCCGAGAUUCUAAUGGGUCAGGCCUACGAUGGCCGCGCCACUGACGCUUGGGCGCUUGGUGUUCUACUCUAUGCCAUCAUGGAGAAUCGGUUACCAUUUGAUGUUCUCCCUGGCACUCGCGGAGAUCCUGCCAAACUUCGUGCCCGGACUCCACAUCGUAUCGCACGUUGUGAAUGGGCUUGGUAUAGAUAUGCCGACGAGGAUGAGGAAUGGGACCCCGAGAAGGGCAAAGGACUUGAGGGAGCUCGUGACUGCGUGGAAGGUCUUCUCAAGCGCAACACGAAGCGCAAGACCCUUGAUGAGAUUGCUGCUAUGGAUUGGGUGCGUGAUGCUAUCGAUGUGCCUGGUGGUCUGAAACGAGGCGACAAAGAAGUACCAUAG